AUGAAGAGAAGACUUAGGAGUAAAGGGGACAUUUUACAUCUUCGGUGUGCUUGUCACAUCAUAAAUCUGGUUGUGAGAGAUGGAAUCUAUGAGAUUGAGGAUCGGAUAGAGGCUAUUUGGCACUGUGUGAAGUUUAUCCGGUCUUCUUCAAGUAGACUUGAUAAAUUUAGGGAUUUUUCAGUGCUUGAACCGUUGAGCAACACUGCUAAUGUUCCCCUUUAUGUUAUAACUAGGUGGAACAGCACAUACUUAAUGUUGGCUGCAGCAUUAAAGUAUGAAAAAGUGUUUGAAAGGAUGGGUUAUGAAGAUGACGCUUUUAAGAAGUACUUCGACGAGACAGAUGCCAAAACUAAGAAGAAAAGGGCAGGUGCUCCUUCAUCACAAGAUUGGAGGAAUGCACAAGCUUUUGUGCAUUUUCUUGGGAAGUUUUACGAAGCAACCAUGAAAUUGAGCGCUUGGAAGAAAGUGACAGCACAUUUGCUAUUCUCUGAGUUGAUAGGGCUGCAAACAAAGAUUGAUAGCAAGAUGAAUGAUGAUAGAGACCCUAUUUUGCAAAGGGUGGCUUGUGGGAUGAAAGACAAGUUCGAUAAGUAUUGGGGUUCAUUUGAACAAAUGAACAAAAUCAUCGUCAUAGCCAAUGUUUUAGAUCCUAGGUGGAAACUGCAAUACCAAAAAAAGGCAUUUGCCAAAGUUGGUUCCUCACCGAUAAGAGUUGCAACAAUAACCAGUGAGUUAAAGGGGAUUUUAAUGAUGAUGUACGACGAAUAUAGGCGCAGUGAUGCAGCCUUUUCCCAAACCACACCCGUUGAUGGAAGUCAGCCAAUGGAGGAAGUUGAGUUUCAGGGUGUUGAUGGUGGACAAGCUGAAAUAUUGGCUGAUUUAAUGCAAGAAAGAAUGGAUGAACAAAAUGAGAUGAUCUCGAAUGAGGUUGACAAAUACUUGGCUGAUCGAUAUGUUCAUCCAUUGACACCGGGUUUCGAUGGGACAGCUUGGUGGAAAGUUAAUGCCAAUGCAUAUCUGGUACUUUCAAAGCUUGCAAAGGAUGUAUUUUCCAUCCCUUGCAGCACCGUCGCAAGUGAAAAUGCCUUCAGUUUGGGAAAAAGGGUGGUAGAUCCUUAUAGGAGUUCCCUAACACCUAAAAUGGUGGAAUGUUUGGUCUGCUCAAGUGAUUCGCUGAGGGAUACAACACCUAACUUCUACAAGGAACCAACUGUGGCUGAGCUAGAGUAG
This is a messenger RNA of Rosa chinensis, 1230 nucleotides long. Its product is annotated as zinc finger BED domain-containing protein RICESLEEPER 2-like. The coding region runs from base 1 to 1230 and encodes 409 amino acids. The transcript has a single exon. Lineage: Eukaryota; Viridiplantae; Streptophyta; Magnoliopsida; Rosales; Rosaceae. Gene Ontology annotation, molecular function: DNA binding; protein dimerization activity. The record is from RefSeq and is a predicted model, not a curated record.